This is a messenger RNA of Puma concolor (puma), 2759 nucleotides long. RefSeq names its product cell division cycle 5 like (gene CDC5L). Gene Ontology annotation, molecular function: DNA-binding transcription factor activity, RNA polymerase II-specific; RNA polymerase II transcription regulatory region sequence-specific DNA binding. NCBI's taxonomy places the organism in Eukaryota, Metazoa, Chordata, Mammalia, Carnivora, Felidae. The record is from RefSeq and is a predicted model, not a curated record. Gene Ontology annotation, biological process: mRNA splicing, via spliceosome; regulation of transcription by RNA polymerase II. Gene Ontology annotation, cellular component: Prp19 complex; spliceosomal complex.
GCCAGAAGGUCGCGCUUGGAGGAAGUGUCGGCUUCAGGUCCCGUGGCCGUAGCGCCGUUACUACUUCUGUGAAGCUCCUCUCGGCCGCUUGCCGAGACACCCCACAGCCAAGAUGCCUCGAAUUAUGAUCAAGGGGGGUGUGUGGAGGAAUACCGAGGAUGAAAUUCUGAAAGCAGCAGUAAUGAAAUAUGGAAAAAACCAGUGGUCUAGGAUUGCCUCACUGCUGCAUAGAAAAUCAGCAAAGCAGUGCAAAGCCAGAUGGUAUGAGUGGCUAGAUCCAAGCAUUAAGAAAACAGAAUGGUCCCGAGAAGAAGAGGAAAAACUAUUGCACUUGGCCAAGUUGAUGCCAACUCAGUGGAGGACCAUUGCGCCAAUCAUUGGAAGAACAGCUGCCCAGUGCUUGGAACACUAUGAAUUUCUUUUGGAUAAAGCUGCACAAAGAGACAAUGAAGAGGAAACGACAGAUGAUCCACGAAAACUUAAACCUGGGGAAAUAGAUCCAAAUCCAGAAACAAAACCAGCACGGCCUGAUCCGAUUGAUAUGGAUGAGGAUGAACUUGAGAUGCUUUCUGAAGCUAGAGCCCGCUUGGCAAAUACUCAGGGAAAGAAAGCCAAGAGGAAAGCAAGAGAGAAACAGUUGGAAGAAGCAAGGCGUCUUGCAGCCCUCCAGAAGAGAAGAGAACUUAGAGCAGCUGGCAUAGAAAUUCAGAAGAAGAGAAAAAAGAAGAGAGGAGUUGAUUAUAAUGCUGAAAUCCCAUUUGAAAAAAAGCCUGCUCUUGGUUUCUAUGAUACUUCUGAGGAAAACUACCAGGCUCUUGAUGCAGAUUUCAGAAAAUUAAGACAACAAGAUCUUGAUGGGGAACUAAGAUCGGAAAAAGAAGGAAGAGACAGAAAAAAAGACAAGCAGCAUUUAAAAAGGAAAAAAGAAUCUGAUUUACCAUCAGCUAUUCUUCAGACUAGUGGUGUUUCUGAAUUUACUAAAAAAAGAAGCAAACUAGUACUCCCUGCCCCUCAGAUUUCAGAUGCAGAACUCCAGGAGGUUGUAAAAGUAGGCCAAGCAAGUGAAAUCGCACGUCAGACCGCUGAGGAAUCUGGCAUAACAAACUCUGCCUCCAGUACGCUUUUGUCUGAGUACAAUGUCACCAACAACAGCAUCGCUCUUAGAACACCUCGUACACCGGCUUCCCAGGACAGAAUUCUGCAGGAAGCUCAGAACCUCAUGGCCCUGACCAAUGUGGACACCCCAUUGAAAGGUGGACUUAAUACCCCUUUGCAUGAGAGCGACUUCUCAGGUGUGACUCCACAGCAGCAGGUUGUACAGACUCCAAACACAGUUCUUUCUACCCCAUUCAGGACUCCUUCUCAUGGAUCUGAAGGGUUGACUCCCCGCAGUGGGACAACUCCCAAACCAGUUAUUAACUCCACCCCGGGUAGAACUCCUCUUCGAGACAAGUUAAACAUUAAUCCCGAGGAUGGAAUGGCAGACUACAGUGAUCCCUCUUAUGUGAAGCAGAUGGAAAGAGAAUCUCGUGAGCAUCUCCGUUUAGGAUUGUUGGGCCUCCCUGCCCCUAAGAAUGACUUUGAGAUUGUUCUGCCAGAAAAUGCUGAGAAGGAGCUGGAAGACCGUGAAAUAGAUGAUACUUACAUUGAAGAUGCUGCUGAUGUGGAUGCACGAAAGCAGGCUAUACGAGAGGCAGAGCGUGUAAAGGAAAUGAAGCGAAUGCACAAAGCUGUCCAGAAAGAUCUGCCAAGACCAUCAGAAGUAAAUGAAACUAUUCUAAGACCCUUAAAUGUAGAACCACCUCUAACAGAUUUACAAAAAAGUGAAGAACUAAUCAAAAAAGAAAUGAUCACAAUGCUUCAUUAUGACCUUCUACAUCACCCUUAUGAACCAUCUGGAAAUAAAAAAGGAAAAACUGUAGGAUUUGGUACUAAUAAUUCAGAGCACAUUGCCUAUCUGGAACAUAACCCUUACGAAAAGUUCUCCAAAGAAGAGCUGAAAAAGGCCCAGGAUGUUUUGGUACAGGAGAUGGAAGUGGUGAAACAAGGUAUGAGCCACGGAGAACUCUCAAGUGAAGCUUAUAACCAGGUGUGGGAAGAAUGCUACAGUCAAGUUUUGUAUCUUCCUGGGCAGAGCCGCUACACACGGGCCAACUUAGCUAGCAAAAAGGACAGAAUCGAGUCACUUGAAAAGAGGCUUGAGAUAAACAGGGGUCACAUGACAACGGAAGCCAAGAGAGCUGCAAAGAUGGAAAAGAAGAUGAAAAUUUUGCUUGGGGGUUACCAGUCUCGUGCUAUGGGGCUUAUGAAACAGUUGAAUGACUUAUGGGACCAAAUCGAGCAGGCUUACUUGGAGUUACGCACUUUUGAAGAACUCAAGAAACACGAAGAUUCUGCUAUUCCCCGGAGGCUAGAGUGUCUAAAAGAAGAUGUUCAGCGACAACAGGAAAGAGAAAAAGAACUUCAGCAUAGAUAUGCUGAUCUGCUGCUGGAGAAAGAGACUUUAAAGUCCAAAUUCUGAAGCAUAGUUUAUACUCUGUCACAGGAUGAAUUAAUUGCUGGUUUUCAUACUCUGGAAGGCUGAAACUGAUGAUUAUCUUCAUUGACAAAUUUGCCCACGAUCUGUGGUUUUUCAGUUGUUUACUUUAAAUGAUAUUGAUCUUACAUAGUCUAUGUAUAAAGACUUUAACUCCACAAAAUGUUUUAGGGUUUAAAUUAUUAAGAUGAUCAUUCUUUUAGCAGUGUCAUAUUUGCAAAAA